Messenger RNA from Anopheles merus, 1614 nucleotides. RefSeq lists its product as uncharacterized. The transcript has 2 exons. Bases 1 to 1614 code for a protein of 537 amino acids. The record is from RefSeq and is a predicted model, not a curated record. Lineage: Eukaryota; Metazoa; Arthropoda; Insecta; Diptera; Culicidae.
AUGGACAAGAAGAUAAAAUCUGCUCAGCACAAAAAACUCGUCGCAGUGGAAAACAUUAAGGCGCUGGAGCGCUUUAAGCAGAACUUCAAACCCGAAAAUGUAGGUGAAAUCCCGGAGGUUAUGGAGGGUUUGGAGCAACACAGACAGGACUUUUUUGCCGCGGUGGCAAAGCUGGAAGAGUAUGACGACACCAGUGAUGCGAUUCAAGCCUGUAUUACUGACAGGAUCGAUAUGGAAGAGCGCUGCCGGCGGCUAAAAUCGUUCCUUAGAGAAAACCAGCGGAAGGAAGCCAAUUCGCUCAACGACUCCUUAUUGGCAAACUCAACCCUAGCGUUUGGACGGCCAAACACAUCAAACAUACGUUUUCCCAAAAUCGAAUUACCAACGUUCGACGGUGAUUCGACAAAGUGGUUGUCAUUCCGCGAUCGCUUUGUCGCGAUGAUUGACGCAAGUGGCGAGCUGCCGCCAAUUGCAAAACUGCAGUACUUACUUUCGUCCCUGAACGGUGACGCUGCGGUUCCCUUCGAACAUGUUACUCUGACCACGGAAAACUAUUCUGUUACCUGGGCUGCGCUGCUUAAGCGAUACGACAACUCACGGAUGCUCGUUCGCGAGUACUGGCGACGGCUACAUUUCCUACCUGCGAUUGCAACAGAAAGUGUCGAUGGCUUGACGUCGUUGGUAGAUGAAUUCGUGCGAUAUGUGAAUGGGUUGCAGAAGCUGCAUGAACCUGUCGACUCAUGGGACACGCCUUUGUCCAACAUGUUGCUGAUGAAGCUGGACAAUGAGACCAUUCUGGCGUGGGAAAGGCAUUCUGUGCAUAAGAAAAAGGAUAAGUACAGCGAGUUGAUCGAAUUCCUGCAAGACCGAAUCCAAAUCCUAAAAUCGAGCCAGAGUAUCUCGUGCGAUCGGAUUGUGGUUCCGAUCAAGGUGGCCGGGGCAUAUCGGCCCACCGCACCACGGCGGUCGGUAACCAACGCUGCUUCUGUGCAAAGGAAUACUCCCGUUUCAUCGACCAUGCAACAAGUGAGCUGUCCAUUGCAGUGUGCAGAUCAUCACCUGGUUCGAAAUUGCCCGGUAUUUUUAGCCAAAAAUACUCAGGAGCGGCGGGAAAUCGCACGGUCAAAGGGAUUGUGCUGGAAUUGUCUCAGUUGUUCCCAUCAAGUGAGAUCGUGCAAAUCCGAGUAUUCUUGCCGUUCGUGCAAGGAACGGCAUCAUACGCUGCUUCAUCAACCACCACAACAACCUACAGUCGCUUUGUCAGCCCAAUUAGAUGAUGAUAUGGUGUUUCUCGAGACGGCCCUUGUGUUUAUCGUAGACGAUUAUGGAGAGAAGCAUGAGGCACGGGCGCUUCUGGAUUCGGGCUCCAUGUCCAACUUCAUUUCGGAUACGAACCUUCAAUUCACCACCCCAUUGGAGUUUCUGAUCCUGGAUACACCCUCGGCGGACAUUCCCACCUCACCAAUCAACGUGUCUACGUGGAACGUCCCGGAUGUAACGCUAGCAGACCCCACGUAUCACAUCCCAGGCAAGGUCGAUGUGGUCAUCGGUGGCGAUACGUUCUGGGAGCUGCAUACCGGACGCAAGCAAUCUCUCGAUUCGGGUCUGCCAUGA